AUGAAAAGACCGGCUGCAAAGCCAGCUGCAAAGUCGCCUGCAAAAUCAGUCAAGAAGCCGGUAAAGGCGCUUGCUGCUGCAUGGCUGAAAUGGGUGCCCACGGAGGAGAAGCUGCGCUUCUUGCCUGGAAAGGCAAGAUGGCAUCCUGAUCAUCCUGGUGUUCAACAUGCCGGUGACAUUGGACAGAGUUGCAGUGCCAGCGGAGCCGAUGAUUAUGUAAACCUGGACGCAGAUCUGGAGUUUGGAACCUUCGAGAUGCCCAAAGUCGUAAAGGGUGGGAGGAAAACCACCAAAAAGAGCCUUCGGCGCCGGGGCUUUGUCAGUGGGAAUCCUGGAAAGGAGAUCCACUUGCAGUGCGCCUACGUGAAAGCCAUGUCUGUGGACGCUGCUUUGAAAAGGCUCAGGGAGUUUACGGCAGUGACGCCCGACAACUUGGACCAGCGUUGCCGCUACCCCGAGGAGAACCCGCUCGAGCCUAUCCUUGACGGAAUUGAUGACGAGUGCAGCGCGUACCAGGCAGCAGGAACAGAGAUCAAACGUGGACUCUUAGACUACAUUGAAAGCAAGGGCAUGGACGUGGGCAAGAAGAAGGCAAGGAGUCAUUUCCAGGCUAUUGUGGUGGAAGCAUGCAAUGAGAAACGCAAUGGGCAUAUUUGGGGCGAGGAGAAUCCCAAAGCUGCUAUGGACCAGCUCAAGAAGAAGCUCACAGCGGCGAAAAACGAAGACAGGCGAAAGAUCGCAGCGCAGAUCGAGCACUUGAAGAAGCAAUGGGGUUUUUCAUCGAGAGAUCCUGAUGAUCCUGAUGACUCUGAUCAUGGUGACGAUCGAGCCCACAAUGACAGCAAGCUUCGGCGUCAUGAUGCCAUGAUCAUCCACAUUGCUCGAUGCAAUGCAAAAACGGCAUGCGCUCGAGUCUUCUUGGCCUAUGCGGCGAGCUGCUUCCCCAACGUGGGCCCUCGUGCGCGGGAGGACUUUGGAUUGGCGCUGGCGGAGGGUGCAGAUGCAGAGGCGGGUGAGAAGAUUGCGGCUGCCACCACUGCGGCCCUCCAGAAACUUCAAACGCAGGAGCUCUUCACGGCCUUGGGCGCAUCCAGCCUGCUUUUGGAGAGCUCUGAAGCUGAGGCCACCGUGACCUUACGAGCCCUGCAACUGCAACUGCUGAGGAAGUCGAGUGAUUCCAUGUUGCAGGCUUUGCAAGAGGCUGCCUCAUCAGCUGACCAGGCGAGCACGAUGCUCUUCGAGAUCAGUGAGUUGAAGAAGGCGUUGCAGAAGCGGAGGGCGGAGGGCCAGGGCCGCAAGGCUCAGAAGCUGUUGGAAGAGACUGAAGCGGCGGUGGCCAGGCUGAAAGAGUGUCAUCGUCAAAAGACCUGCCUCUUGCGAGCCCGGAAAGCUCGACUCUGCCGUGCGGAAGAUGUGACCAGCCUCUCGGCCGGGGUGCUGGUCUUCCGCGGGAGGCAUCGCCUGGGGAUUCAGCGGUGUCAAGGGGGUCCGUUAACAGCUGCCAGCCCUUGUUGGCUGAAGUUCGAGGCGGCCACGCCAGGCGCGCUACCCGGUGUGAGCGAUGACUAUGAGGAGCAUGGGCAAGCUUGGCGAAGGCGCUUUGAGGAGGCUCUUUGCCACUUGUGGAUCCGGAAGGUGGACCAACAGUUGGCUGAAUCACGCUCAGCUUUGUUGCCCUUCAGCGAGGUGCCGUCCCUCCUUCAUCGCCUCCAAGUGGGAUUGCUGCAAGCGACCGCCACCUGCAGGGAAAGGAGAGUACAGUAUGGAGACUGCAGCGAAACAGACGUUUUCGAGUGUGAAGGAGUUCAACUUCGGCUUCAGAAAUGGGCUGGAGAUUUCUUACAGGCCGUGGCCGCCCAGAGGCCUCGAAUUCUGGAGCUUCCCGCGCCGGAGGAGAGGGCCGAGACGCGUUGA
Molecule: messenger RNA, 1914 nt
Organism: Durusdinium trenchii
Lineage: Eukaryota; Dinophyceae; Suessiales; Symbiodiniaceae
Source: the annotation of a GenBank genome assembly